AUUUACUCAGGUUGCAAAGGGCUGCCCCUAAUGUUCAGCUCAGACUGCAGCACAUGUGCGAGGCUGCAUAGGCAGAUCUUAACAACACCUUGACACCAAAUGAAAGCAUUCAAUCUCACUGACAUUUCUUAAGGAAGAAGCAGGAAAAAGUGACAAAGCUUUGAAGUUCUUGACAGAGAAAACUUGCGCGGGAGAAGGAAAGACAUGACAGGAAACAGCUGGUAGAGAAUCAGUGCAACUUCCAACUUCUUGUGGACCUUUAUCCAUCUAAAACAGGACCACCAGUGAAUCAGGCCCACGCUGUUCAUCUUGCACAGUUGCACGUGUCAUGGCUGAACCUGCCUGGUGGAAAUUGACCUUCUUGAGGACGAAGUCGUCCGAGUCCAAGGUCCUGUAUGAGAUCCCAGCUGAAUAUGGCAGUAACACCGGCAAUAAAGAACUGUCCAGCCCUUCUCUCUACACAGAUAACACUGACAGUCAGCUAGAUGCUAAGUUGGAGAAGAUUGUGGAUAAGUCUGCCACCAAAGGCCGUCAUGUCAAAGUCUCACACUCUGGCCGUUUCAAAGAGAAAAAGCGGAUUCGAGCCACUCUUGCUGAAAAUCCCAGUAUUUUCCCUGAGUACAACAGGACUGAUGAGAACCAUGUGGUAGAGAAGUAGCAUACAUUCUUAUCUUUUAGAUACAAACACUCCCUAUUUGUUAAUUAGCAUAACCCUUAUCAAGCCACUCACACGGGGAUGAAAACUAUCUCUUUAUUUUAUGGGGACUAAUUUAGAUUAAAACAUUUAAAUGAUUUCUUAAUCUUAAGAAUAUUGUAAGUAUAUUUGGUACUUUUAAAGGGGAAUUACGCAGAUUUUUAAAAAUUUUUGCAUUAAAUUAUUGCAGGGUAAACAAAGUGGUUUGAUGUGAAAUGGUGCAUUUUAGGGAAACUAAUCAAACUAGGGGUUGUGAUGUCCACAAUGCAAAUACAGCCAUUUUAUUUACUAUUCAAAACAACCAGGGAACCUACAUGUCUUGUGACUUUUUAUAUGUAAUGUUGAUUAUGAUAAAUAAAAUAAAAUAGUAAAAUAGUAGGCAAAUAUGGAAAAAUAUAUUUUCUUUGGAAACUAUUUUGCCUUAUAACACAAUGCAUGCACCUCUCUGCCAAGAAUGCAUUUUAAAAUAUGCUUAAUGCCAAAACUUCAUUACUACUAUAAAACAAUGUCUCACACAAAUUCGUAAUCAUUUCCUGAAAUUUGGAUGUCAGGUUCACCACCACCACUGUGAACCACUGUGAUUAAGUUUCUCUAAAAUAGAGCAUUUCACAUCAAACCACUCUGAAUGACUUUGUUUACAUUUUAACGAUGCAAUUAUGCAGAAUUUUUGGAAAACCCUCUUUAAUUUUAGUUAAUGUAGUUGCUUAACUGUCUAAAUUCUUAUGCUAAGAUUUAGGUGCUGAAUGGUGUGCUUAUUGAAAAUGUCAUAUGAGUCACCAUAGAUGAUGUGGAAAAGAAAAUGCAAUAAAUGAAUGAAUGAGUGAAUAAAUAAUUAAAUAUUUUUUAAAAAUCA
Messenger RNA from Colossoma macropomum (tambaqui), 1547 nucleotides. RefSeq names its product proline rich 15 like b (gene prr15lb). The transcript has 2 exons. The coding region runs from base 329 to 658 and encodes 109 amino acids. Lineage: Eukaryota; Metazoa; Chordata; Actinopteri; Characiformes; Serrasalmidae. The record is from RefSeq and is a predicted model, not a curated record.